This is a messenger RNA of Candidula unifasciata, 318 nucleotides long. NCBI's taxonomy places the organism in Eukaryota, Metazoa, Mollusca, Gastropoda, Stylommatophora, Geomitridae. The record is from the annotation of a GenBank genome assembly.
AUGUGUUUGCCUGAGAUUGCAGGUGUUUGUGUUGAUAAAUGCAGAUAUAACAAGAGAUUUUUAAUUCUGUUAUUGAUUCAGUUUCACAUACACAAACUAGUAAACACUUGGUUACAUGGACCUCAUCAAUACCAUCACAAACAAAACCUUAUUCUGCAUUUUUCUGUCUUUCACUUCUUUCCCUCUCCAUCCACUACAAACAUAAUUAUUGCCUCUUCUGCUACUUUUUGCUCUCUUAUUGUUGUUUCUUUUACCUCUCCUUCUGUUCCCAAAUCAUUUGUGCCAGACAUCUACAUUAGUGUAAUUGUUUGUUGUUGA